Orussus abietinus is the source of this 976-nucleotide messenger RNA. RefSeq names its product tetraspanin-17. Bases 1 to 945 code for a protein of 314 amino acids. The transcript has 6 exons. The record is from RefSeq and is a predicted model, not a curated record. Gene Ontology annotation, cellular component: membrane. NCBI's taxonomy places the organism in Eukaryota, Metazoa, Arthropoda, Insecta, Hymenoptera, Orussidae.
AUGAAGGCCGCCAGGUUGGGCCUGCCGAGAGUCUUCGUGUGCUGCUCGAACGUCAUCUUCUUGGCGUCCGGAUUCACCCUGAUGUCUCUGGGGGCUCUGCUGCUGUCCGACAACGAGAGGGUCCUUUUAUCCAGACUCCUUGGUCCAGGAGACGUGCAUCCCGACCAGCCGCUCUUUUACUACGUCGCCUUCGCCGUCGUUGGGGUAGGCUUCGUCAUCGCCGUAACAGGUCUCCUCGGAUGCUGGGCCUCGUGUCUCUUCAAUUGCUGCAUCACCGCCUCGUAUCUCGUUACUUUGGUGCUCCUGCUCCUCGGUGAAUGCACCGUGUGUGUCCUGGCGGUGUUCUGGCCGAAUCUGUUGGGGGUGGACGUGAGACCGGCUCGAUUAGUUAGGGCUCUUCAGAGAAGCUACGCGGUGCCUGGUCGAGAACAGUUCACGGCGGCUUUGGAUUUGGCGCAGACAAUGUUCGCUUGCUGCGGAAUCAACGGGAGCAACAACUAUGGGACGUCCUGGUGGCGUCUUCAGGAAGUGGGCCGGAGGGAACUCGUCGUUCCCCUAAGUUGCUGCCUGUUGAAUAAUACCUAUGAGGUGGAGUCUUUCUUGAACCCCCAGCCGAUGAACCUCACCCUCUGCCAGGCUCUGAACCCCGCAGAACACCAACAAGCUCGGCACACGACGGGCUGCAUCGAGAUGAUCGAGAAAUGGACGCAGGACCAGGCGAUGAUAUUUCUGGGGGUGACGUUGGGGGUCAUCCUGGUGGAAAUUGGAGCCCUGCUGAGCAUCGUCCUGGUGUGCACGAAGGCGACCUCGAAGAAGAAGUCGCAACCGUCGACCUUCACCUCGACGCAGACUCUGAGUCCCUUCGGCGAGAGCGAGCAAGAUUUCGGGUUAGGAAUCGAGAACAGGAUGCACAUGGCGGGGACGACGUUCGGGGCGAAGUCAUGAAGGUGGUUGGAGGGCAGCAAGGGAACGGUGA